Molecule: messenger RNA, 2776 nt
Organism: Pyrgilauda ruficollis (rufous-necked snowfinch)
Lineage: Eukaryota; Metazoa; Chordata; Aves; Passeriformes; Passeridae
Gene: PIGU
Product: phosphatidylinositol glycan anchor biosynthesis class U
Exons: 12
Coding region: 46-1353 (435 amino acids)
Biological process (GO): protein localization to cell surface; attachment of GPI anchor to protein
Cellular component (GO): membrane; GPI-anchor transamidase complex
Source: RefSeq, a predicted model, not a curated record
CGCCCGGGAACUACAGCCGGCGGCAGCGGCGGAGCGCGGGCCGGGAUGGCGGCCCCCUUGGUGCUGGUGGUGCUGGCGGCCGUGACGGUGCGCGCCGCGCUCUACCGCUCCAGCCUCGCCGUCUUCAUCGCCGAGCGGGUCGAGGUGGCGUCCCCGCUAAACGCCUGGAAGCGAGUCGUCGAAGGAUUAGCUCUGCUGGAUUUAGGGGUCUCGCCAUACUCUGGAGCUAUUUUUCAUGAGACCCCGCUGAUAAUCUAUCUCUUUCACUUCCUAAUUGAAUAUGCUGAACUGGUAUUCAUGAUAACUGAUGUGCUAACUGCUGUUGCCCUUUACUUGGCAAUCCAGGACUUCAACAAAGUUGUGUUCAAAAAGCAGAAGCUCCUAAUAGAACUGGAUAAAUAUGCACCAGAUGUGGCUGAACUCAUCCAGACACCCAUGGAGAUGCACUACAUCCCCCUCAAGGUAGCACUGUUCUACCUGUUAAACCCCUACACUGUGAUGUCUUGUGUGGCAAAGUCCACCUGCGCCAUCAACAACUCUGUCAUUGCAUUCUUCAUUUUAGCUACAAUAAAAGGUAGUGCCUUCCUCAGUGCUGUGUUCCUGGCCUUAGCAACAUACCAGUCACUCUACCCUCUCACCCUGUUUGCUCCAGCACUGCUUUACCUUCUACAGCGCCAGUUCAUACCUAUCAAACUGAAAAGCAAAAGUUUCUGGCUCUACACCAUGCAGUAUGCAUCUCUGUACCUGUGCAGCCUGGUGGUGAUCAUCUGUCUCUCCUUCUUCCUACUCAACUCCUGGGAUUUUAUCCCAUCUGUUUAUGGGUUUAUCAUUUCUGUUCCAGACCUGACACCCAAUAUUGGCCUUUUCUGGUACUUCUUUGCAGAGAUGUUUGAACACUUCAGUCUUUUCUUUGUAUGUGUGUUUCAAAUCAAUGUGUUCUUCUACACCAUUCCCUUGGCAAUAAAGUUAAAGGAACACCCUGUGUUCUUCCUGUUUGUCCAGCUCGCCAUCAUUUCUAUCUUCAAGUCCUAUCCCACCGUGGGAGACGUUGCACUGUACAUGGCCUUCCUUCCAGUCUGGAGCCACCUUUACAGAUUCCUCCGGAACAUCUUCAUCCUGUCAUGUGUGCUCAUUUUCUGCUCCUUCCUGUUCCCUGUUCUGUGGCAUCUAUGGAUUUAUGCAGGAAGUGCCAACUCCAAUUUUUAUUAUGCCAUCACGUUGACUUUCAACAUAGGGCAGAUCCUGCUCAUCUCGGAUUAUUUCUAUGCCUUCCUCCGGCGGGAGUACUACCUCACUCACGGGCUGCACCUGACGAGGCAGGAUGGGACAGAGGCCAUGCUGGUUUUGAAAUAAGGACUGUACCACCAUUUCCUGGGACAUGGGCCACUCCGAGGAACAUGCAAAGCUUGGGGUACAUGGGGUGGGUGGGGAAGGUUCCCUGAAUGAGGUCUGACUUUGGGAAUGAUACCUACUGGAAGAAAGGGUAGAGGUUAUGGGAAUAACCCCCUGAGCUGCAGGCUCAGCACAGACUGUCAUAGCUGCAGUUCCUCCCCCUCAGCUGUGCUUUUCACUUCGACCUCAGCCAUCAGCUCUGGCCAGUCCAGCAAGAGCAGGAGUGUCUGAGCUAAACCCAGGCCUGGAGUUCAGACCAUGAACUGUUUUCCACCACUGCUUCUUGGAGAUGUUUGCUUCUCCAGGGAUCUUCCCCUCACUGCUUUGACCAGUAACGCUCCUGCUUGGCACAAGGCAGUCUCUGGGUACCUGGUGCCCCAGUCCUGGCUGCAGAUUCCAUUUCUUGGUGGUUCUGCUGUUGAGGGAUCUGGAAGAAUCCCAUGUGCUCAGUCAUAGUGGGUGCUGUGAAAGGGUUGGGUAACCAAGGAUGAUGAUCUUGGACGACAGCUGGAGCUGCUGCCACACCUGGUAACCUCAGCGCUCAAACACAAGUAGGAACCAGAACUGGGAUGGGAUGAAGAGCAAGGUGGGUACCAGGUAACUGCUCUAUCCCCUUGGAGCAACACAGCCAUGCCAGGCACUGCACAGAGGCGUUGCAGGUCUCAGAGGGAAUACUACUGAGGAGAUGGACUCCCACUGCUCCCAGUUUCUGUUGGGUGACAAAGCCUGGCAGUGCUGGGCUCACACUGUGCUGCUGUGAUCACUAGGGGCAGCAGCUGGGACCAGGAGGUGUCACAAUCUCCCUGUAAGGCCCCAGACCAAAUCCAGGAGGCAUCUCAGCCACUGCUGUUAGGGAGUUGUUCCACAGCUGCUUAUCACUACUGGAUGUGCACUUGUCUGUGUCACCCCUGUGCCCGUCAGUGCGGGGCUCAAGGCUGUGCACGGGGGCUCCCUUCAAUCAGCUCCCCUGGUCCCCCCCACUCCUCUCUGUACUCAGACCUGCUCACCUUGGAGUUGCUGCUGCUGCUGCCCCCUGAAUGUGACACUCUGGGGUGAAGCCACCAGCUCUGCUGGCUGUGUGGUGGCACUGAGAUGCAGUGACCAGAGUGUGACAGCCGCCUCCGGCAUCGCCACUGCUCCCACGGGACAGCCGAAAGCUUGGGAAUGUGACAUGGAAACCAAACUGCACCUGGUGCCGAGCAGCUGGAUGUGCCCAGGCAGGUGUGCAAAGAGAUCUUUCUUUCCGGACAAUUCAAACUUUUGCCUUACUGCACUUCUGUCCGCGCUUUGGGGGUGGAGCCGCGCCCGGCCUGGGCCGAGCCCGGCGGGAGCCUCCGGCCGGCGGGGGCACGGCCGGGGCGAAAUAAACUGUGUGAGUUUUGGA